UUACAACCAAGCUAACUUUGACAUUUCUGCCAUUCGCGCUCUCUGUUAAUAAAGCGCGGUGUUUUGCGCAACCUAUGGGCAGCGAUUGUGAUGACGAGGGCUUUGAGUGGGAGCCUCCAACAGAGGCGGAGAUGAAGGUAAUCCAGGCUCGCAGGGAACGACAAGACAAAAUCAGCAAGCUGAUGGGAGACUACCUGCUCAAAGGAUACAAGAUGCUGGGAGAGUGCUGUGAUGUGUGUGGGACUAUUCUUCUCCAGGACAGACAGCAGAAAAACUACUGUGUUUCAUGUCAGGAGCUGGACUCUGAUAUUGACAAGGACAACCCUGCACUAAAUGCACAGGCGGCACUGUCCCAGGUGAGAGAAAGGCAGCUUGCGGCUCAUUCUCCUGCACCAUCCCAGGCCCCUGAAGUCAAUGUAGGCCCCAGCAACAGUCAGGCAAGUGUGUCAGUUCCACAGCCCAGACCGGAGCACUGUGAGGGGGCUGCAGCAGGAGGAAGAGCCUCUCUGCUUCCACCUGCUGUCCCUUCUCCUUCGCCUACAGCCUCCACCGCAGCGCUGGCGCCAGCUCGUCCCCCUGUUUGUCCACAGAGCACUGCCGUCCGACCUGUGUUGCAAGAAGCCGAGGAAGCUGUUCUAACCAAACUUCGCUGGGCCACCACCCAGCUACAGAGCUCAGCCUCCCUAGAGGCAAGUAUCCAGCUCUGUAGCCUCAUCACCAGCUGUGCCAACUCACUGCGCAGCCUCAAGGAGCUCAGUCAGUAACCAUCAUGGACUGGUUGAAACCAUGGAGUAAUGGGAACGCUGUUUCUACUUGCCUCUGUCUUGGAAUACUGACUCUGGUUUGCUGCUUUGCAGCAUCACCCUUUGAUUGAAUCCUUGCAUAGAGCUCAAUUCAAAAUUGGUAAGAAAAUGCACUUGAAAUGGGAUUUAAGUGUCAAAAGUGCACAGGUUACUCUUGAGUUAACAUAACCAUACCAUCGGCAGAAAUAUCAUGCUCCUUAAUAUGUUCAUUUGACUGUUUGUCAACUCCUAAGUUAUGAUUCAGUUAUUUAAAAAAAAAAAAAAAUUCUCCUGAUUGGUUGUUCUGUAGUAUCCCAAAAACGGCGUAGGUAUGCAAA
Messenger RNA from Toxotes jaculatrix (banded archerfish), 1120 nucleotides. It is a transcript of the gene znrd2, whose product is annotated as zinc ribbon domain containing 2. NCBI's taxonomy places the organism in Eukaryota, Metazoa, Chordata, Actinopteri, Toxotidae. The coding region runs from base 75 to 764 and encodes 229 amino acids. The transcript has 4 exons. The record is from RefSeq and is a predicted model, not a curated record.